UUUCAUCAAGAAAAGCGCUAGCAUGGGUAACCUCUCUGUACAUUACCAUAGUUCUUCUUCCGCUGCUGCCUCGCCCAAUCCUGACUCCCCUAACUCUGAUCCUGUUCAUGAUACCGAUGGCUUUUUGUCCGAUGAUCCUACACAUGCAUCCUGCUCCGCUAAUCGUCGGGGUGAAAGGAAGAAAGGUGUUCCAUGGACCGAGGAGGAGCAUCGAUUAUUCUUAGUUGGUCUGCAGAAAUUGGGGAAAGGAGACUGGCGUGGAAUUUCUCGUAAUUUUGUUAUUACGAGGACUCCAACUCAGGUGGCAAGCCAUGCCCAAAAGUAUUUCAUUCGGCAGAGUAAUUCAACAAGAAGAAAGCGAAGGUCGAGCCUUUUUGACAUGGUUCCGGAGAUGGCAUCUGAUCCGCUGCCUAUGCCAGAAGAUGAAGUUUUACAUGCUUCUCAGGCAAAAGAAACAGAGAAUUCAAGUUCCCAACCUUCACUAAAUCUCUCACUUAACUCAGAGUUCCAUACGAUGGAAACUACAGUUGAAGAAGAAAAUGGAAACGAACUCGAUGCAACUAAGAUGGAAGUUGCUGGUUUCCCACCUAUGGUACCAGGAUUCAUCCCGGCUUAUAUGCCUGUACCUUUCCGUAUUUGGGCACCAAGUACAUUCCCAAUGGAGGAAGAAAAGGGUGUAGAAAUGUGUCAUCAUGAGGUCCUAAGGCCAAUUCCAGUCGUGCCGAAGGAACCUGUCAAUGUUGAUGAACUAGUUGGCUUAUCUCAACUCACUCUACGAGAGCACGAAGGAGAACAUAGAGAGCAUUUGCCCCUGUCCUUAAGAUUGACAGGCGAGGGCUCGAGACAGUCAGCUUUCCAUCCAAAAACUCCAGUUAGUCGUUCAAACUUAAACAAACAAGGACGACAAUGAUACAAUCUAAGCUCUUUGAAAUGAAGGAGGGAGAAUUCUUCAUGCAUCACGAGCUUUUCUUGUAAAAUGACACCCUUAAAUUAGUUUUUUUCUUAGAAACUCCGUAGUGUGGGUGUUUUUAUUGAUAUCAAGUAGGCUAGAGAAAGUUCUUUAAGUAUAUCUAUUCUUUGUAACUGUAAACAAAUAGAUAUGUAAUAAAUAUGUUAAUUAGCCGAUCCUAA
Cucurbita pepo subsp. pepo (vegetable marrow) is the source of this 1131-nucleotide messenger RNA. RefSeq names its product Homeodomain-like superfamily protein. Gene Ontology annotation, biological process: response to gibberellin; response to ethylene. Gene Ontology annotation, molecular function: DNA binding. NCBI's taxonomy places the organism in Eukaryota, Viridiplantae, Streptophyta, Magnoliopsida, Cucurbitales, Cucurbitaceae. The record is from RefSeq and is a predicted model, not a curated record.